Messenger RNA from Periconia digitata, 1061 nucleotides. The record is from the annotation of a GenBank genome assembly. Lineage: Eukaryota; Fungi; Ascomycota; Dothideomycetes; Pleosporales; Periconiaceae.
UCUCUCACGCCUUUUAUGCUUCGCGUCUCGUCUUUCAAUCUUCGAGGAUUGAUUUGAUUGUACAGCAACAGUUCGUGGAGAGAGAAAAAGUUCGCCUUUUCCGAACUCGGAACGUGGGAGCAAAAAGAUGGCCCGUGCUCUGGUUCGUCACCUCCCUGGCCAAAACUUUCUGCGCGCCUCUCUCUGCCUAUGCUACCGUCAAUUGUCCACGCCAACCUCGACCCGCCCGGCAACCAGUCGCCAUCAGCAGCGCAUCUAAUUUUCGUCUCACCUCCCCUUCAAACUUCUUAAUACUCUUGCAUUGGGUGAUCUGGGCGUUUUUAAACGGCUUUCCAGAUUUUGAAGGUUCCGCAGGCCAUCACCUUUUCUUCCUUCCUCGACACUCUAUCCUCCUCUUCAACAUGACCAUCUGGGAUACACUCACAGGUCGGAAAUCAUCCACCACACAGUCCGCGCCUGCGCCGGAACCGCACGAUAACUUCGCGGCACCCGCCCCCUUCGAUCCCAAUACCGCCAUACAAAACCCUUCAGAUUUCGUUCUCGAUCCAACACAACUACAUCCCGCGGCUGGAAUCAACCAAGAUACCAUCGAUUACUUGUACCUCGAAGACAGUGCUCUCUCUGACCUCCCGGGGUCUCAAUCCGCACUUCCAUCUCGUGGGUGGUCGGACGAUCUUUGCUAUGGCACGGGAACUUCAUAUCUUACUGCGCUCACGGUAGGAGGAGCUUGGGGUCUUGCGGAGGGACUUCAGAAGAACCCAGCUACGAUGCCACCGAGGCUACGAUUGAACGGCGUUCUUAACGCCAUUACGAGGCGAGGUCCGUUUUUGGGGAACAGUGCCGGUGUGGUCGCCAUGGUAUACAACGGCAUCAACAGCACAAUCGGCUACUACAGAGGAAAGCAUGAUGUAACGAACUCUGUUCUGGCCGGUGCGGCAAGUGGCGCUAUCUUCAAAAGUACGAGGGGCCUUCGGCCAAUGGCUAUCAGUUCAGGAAUCGUUGCCGGUGUAGCAGGCACAUGGGCUGUCUUCCGACAGGUGUACUUUGAAAGCGACGACUAA